GACCAUGAUUUCUUUCAUCAGACUGCUGGACAAAAAUGAUACUAUAUCGCUAGCCGUAUGACCAACAAUCUCCUGUCCAUUCCACUACAGGCCACUGCUUGGAAGACUCGUUUUACUAAGGACCUAACGCUAUAAAUAUCAGCAUUUGCGUAGGCUAUCGGCAUGAACGCAUGGGAGCGCAGACUCCGGUUCAAGAUCGCAUAUAAAGCUGGGAAGCAUAGACCUCGUCCUUCACUAUCCCUCGUAAUGGCUCCCAGAACCCAUGAACAAUUAGUCGCAAACCAAACUAGACCCGCACCCGCCGUUGUUACCGCCGACCUAAGCGGGAAGACACUCGUCCUGAUUGGCGCCAACACCGGUCUGGGAUUCGAAGCUGCGAAGCAUUUCGCUAGGAUGAACCCUGCGCGGCUAGUGCUGACUUCAAGAGAUGAAGCAAAGGGGAAGAAGGCUCUAGCCCAGAUCGAGGAGGACACUGGCUAUACCAAGGCGGAGCUUUGGAUCAUUGAUCUCACGAGUUUCAGCAGCGUCAUCGCGUUCGCUGACAAGGCCGAACGGGAACUGGGCCGAUUAGAUAUUCUUGUGGAGAAUGCCGGUGUCGUAAUGUGGGAAUACGAACAAGUCGAAGGUUGGGAGAAAACUAUGCAUACAAAUAACCUCGGUCCCGGAUUACUCGCUAUUCAUCUGAUCCCCAAGAUGCUCGAAACGGCUCGCAAGCAUUCCGUCAACCCAAGACUGGUGGUCGUCGCCAGCGACACGCAUUAUUGGACGACGAUUGAAAAGGACGUCAUCGCUUCUCCCAAUAUCCUCGUGAAGCUGUCAGACAAGGAUUAUUGCACAAAAGAAGUAAUGAAACGCCGAUAUUCUGAUACCAAAUUGCUCAAUGUUCUCUUUGCCCGCGCUCUGCAGUCCCAUGUCCCAACGAUCACCGUUAACUCUGUUAACCCCGGGUUCUGUUUCUCGGGCCUCGGAUCUGGUGCUCCUCCAGAGGAGGCCGAACGCCUAGAAAAGAUGCGAAAAGAGCUAGCGUUCACUACAGAAGAGGGGAGCCGGCAGCUAGUAUAUGCUGCCGUGGGGUCUCCAGAUGACGAGGAGAAGCUUCGGGGAAAGUAUAUUCACUUGUCUGAAGUCGUGGAGGAGAGUGACUUUGUGAUCAGCGAGGAUGGCAAGAUCAUGCAGGAUAAGGUUUGGGAGGAGAUGUUGGAGAUUUUUGGGAAAGUUGAUCCUAAGAUCCCGGAGGUGGCUAAAGCUCAUCUAGCGAAGGCCUGAUAUUCGCUAGUUGAUGAACAUGUAGGAUGUAGGGUGAUGAGUGAUGACGCGUCGGUUUGCAUCAUCAUUCUCUUCGUCUGUUUAAGAAAGCGAGCUGGUGUUAAUUUGGUUAAACCUAUACGUUAUUAUCUAUCAUGCACCACUCAGUUUUUCGUCUUAUACUAUGUCGAUUCGAUUGUCAGGCCGGUCCGCGCCGGCCUAUUUCUAGGCGAUUUCUUGGUGUUUUAUAUUGUAUAUGCCCGAAUCUUGACCUGUUCACGCUGAACUGACAUCCUAUACGAUUUCGCAAGGGCAGAAAAAAGCGUUCGCCCUUCUGUUGUUCCUCACGAAGUUUGUAAUGUUUUGCUCACGUCGUUCAAUCUUUCUCUUUCGCCAAAAUCAGACCUGUUUACACUUACUAUGCUUGCGUG
Messenger RNA from Guyanagaster necrorhizus, 1676 nucleotides. RefSeq names its product short-chain dehydrogenase. Lineage: Eukaryota; Fungi; Basidiomycota; Agaricomycetes; Agaricales; Physalacriaceae. Bases 163 to 1266 code for a protein of 367 amino acids. The record is from RefSeq and is a predicted model, not a curated record. The transcript is spliced from 6 exons.